Spinacia oleracea (spinach) is the source of this 1838-nucleotide messenger RNA. RefSeq names its product sugar carrier protein C-like. The transcript has 4 exons. Gene Ontology annotation, molecular function: monosaccharide transmembrane transporter activity. Gene Ontology annotation, biological process: monosaccharide transmembrane transport. Lineage: Eukaryota; Viridiplantae; Streptophyta; Magnoliopsida; Caryophyllales; Amaranthaceae. The record is from RefSeq and is a predicted model, not a curated record. Gene Ontology annotation, cellular component: membrane. The coding region runs from base 136 to 1680 and encodes 514 amino acids.
AGUUAUUAUUUUCUUAUUAUAAUAUCGAAUAGGAUUAGGGAAACUAUUGUACUAUAAAUACGUUGACACUUCUAGCUAUUUUAUUCAUCCAUAUUUUCUCGAUCAAUCAAAGGUAGAGAUCAAACAAAACAAACAAUGGCGGGUGGAAUUAUUGUCGAUGGUGGAAAAUUGGGUAAAGAAUAUCCAGGAAAACUAACUGGCUACGUGUUUUUGAGUUGCCUUCUUGCGGCUGCUGGAGGUUUGAUAUUCGGUUAUGACAUCGGGAUUUCAGGUGGAGUUACAUCUAUGCCUAUGUUUUUGGAGAAAUUCUUCCCAUCGGUGUAUAGACAACAGAUGGCGGACUCAGGGACGAAUCAGUACUGUAAAUUCAAUAGUGUCAAAUUAACUAUGUUCACAUCCUCCUUAUAUUUGGCUGCACUAGUGGCUUCUAUUGUGGCAUCUACUGUCACCAGAAAGUGGGGUCGUAAGCGAUCCAUGUUUGCCGGAGGACUCCUCUUCCUUGCUGGUGCUGUUGUUAAUGCCGCUGCUCAAAACGUUGCCAUGCUUAUCAUCGGCCGUAUACUUCUUGGUUUCGGCAUUGGCUUCGCUAAUCAGUCAGUGCCCGUGUUUCUAUCAGAGAUGGCACCUUACAAGCACCGUGGUGCACUAAACAUGAUGUUUCAACUCACAAUCACAAUAGGAAUCCUCGUAGCCAAUCUCCUUAACUAUGUUUUUGCCAAAGUUGAGCACAUUGGAUGGAGGUUGAGUCUCGGAGGAGCUGUGAUUCCUGCUCUCAUUAUCCUUGUUGGUUCUUUAAUCCUUCCCGAAACCCCCAACUCUCUCAUUGAAAGAGGCAAACUCGAUGAAGCUAAGAAACAAUUGUUAAAAAUCCGAGGGGUAGAUAAUGUUGACGCCGAACUUGAAGACCUGGUUACAGCUAGUGAAGCCUCCAAGAAAGUGGAAGACCCUUGGAGAAGCCUCUUAAAAGACAGACAAUAUCGACCUCCUCUUAUAUUCGCCUUUGCAAUUCCAAUGUUUCAACAACUUACCGGGAUCAAUGUGAUCAUGUUUUACGCACCUGUUUUGUUUAAAACAAUUGGAUUUGCUGAUGACGCAUCCCUUAUGUCAGCCGUCAUUACUGGUGGUGUUAACGUUGUUGCUACUUUGGUCUCUAUUUAUGGUGUUGAUAAAUGGGGAAGGCGCUCUCUUUUCCUCCAGGGUGGCAUCCAAAUGCUCGUUUUGCAGAUACUUGUGGCAACAUUCAUCGGAUGGAAAUUUGGGGUGACAGGAGACGCAACAAAUUUGCCAAAAUGGUAUGCAAUUAUAGUUGUAUUGUGUAUAUGCAUCUACGUAGCUGGAUUUGCAUGGUCAUGGGGACCUCUAGGAUGGCUUGUACCAAGUGAAAUCUUCCCUCUUGAAGUCAGAUCUGCUGCACAGAGUAUCAAUGUAUCAGUUAACAUGAUCUUCACAUUUAUUAUAGCUCAAGCUUUCCUCCCAAUGUUAUGUGCAUUAAAGUUUGGACUCUUCAUCUUCUUUGCCUUCUUCGUGGUGAUUAUGACAAUAUUCAUCUACUUCUUGUUGCCUGAGACCAAGAAUGUACCUAUUGAAGAGAUGGAUCUUGUCUGGAAAAACCACAAGUUUUGGGGUCAUUUCAUUCCUGAAAAUGUAGUUACUCCGGAGAUGCCCGUGCUUAAGGCUUAGUUUUUAGUUUUUAUUUAAUAAGAUUGUUAGUCAAAUAUUAUAACAGAUUGUAGUAGAUAGUUAUGUACUUAUGUUUAAUUCAAGCAUUCAUUAACUCUUAUGAAGUUAUAAUAAACAUGUACGUUGAGAAUUUUUCAUACUGAGUAUUUUAUUAUGCA